Messenger RNA from Homarus americanus (American lobster), 1875 nucleotides. RefSeq names its product neurogenin-1-like. The coding region runs from base 30 to 1061 and encodes 343 amino acids. NCBI's taxonomy places the organism in Eukaryota, Metazoa, Arthropoda, Malacostraca, Decapoda, Nephropidae. The transcript has a single exon. The record is from RefSeq and is a predicted model, not a curated record. Gene Ontology annotation, molecular function: protein dimerization activity.
AGCAGGUGGCGACGCCUUCCUCAGCAGCGAUGUCGUCCCCACUGAGGUCAGCACCUGCCACACCCACACACUCCCGCGGAUCCAUAACCCACGCCUCACCCUCUAGGACUGGCGGCUUUCACGGCCCGUUGGUGAUGGUACCGUCCCCAAGUCGCCCCACCCUAGGCUCUCCUGCCACGUCCUCACCUACCCACGCCUCCCAGAGACCUCUCCUCAGCUCUCCCGCGCCUUCCAAAACGCCCGCGAUAGAGCACAUGCCCUCGCACCCGCUUCAGCAUGGCAGUACCAAGGUGACACUGAACGCCCCUUGCUCCUCCCCCGCCAAGGAGAACCCCAACAUUGGUAAACAGUCGCCAAAUAUUCUCCAGCAAGCGAAGACGACUAAGUCCGGUAGCAGUUUCUCAGGACUCCUGCAGGAGAUGGGUAUGUUACCCCUGAAGGAGGAGGACAUGACUGACGACUCCAUGGGCGAGGAGGAGGAAGAGGAUGAAGACUCGAUGAAUGAGGAGGAAGAGCAGAAGAAACCCGACGGGGGAGACGCUCGGAGGAGGAAGACAGCAGGGAGUCGAGGUGGGGUGCGGGGCAGGACGAGGAGCCCACAGCAAGUAGCUCGCGUGCGUCGCAACCGCCGCAUGAAGGCCAACGACCGCGAGCGACACCGCAUGCACAUGCUGAACAAUGCACUAGACCGCCUGCGGACAGUUCUGCCUACUGCGCCGGACGACACCAAGCUCACGAAAAUCGAGACACUGCGUUUCGCCCAUAACUACAUCUGGGCGCUCAGCGAGACGUUAAAAGGCCUCGACUCUCACACGCCCACACACCAACAACACCUAAGCCUGAGCGUGGGCGUGAGCGGCGCCCCGGUGAACCCUCAGGUCCCCGCCGACGUCAACAUGUACCAGGGAGGUCCUCUCGGGCCCCCCACGCCUUACUGUGGUCAGGGUGGUGAGGGGGACGUGUGGGGGGCGGCCAGUGUGAGUGUGGGCGGUGCUUUCAACCCCAACUCCGCCCAUCCCCAGUACAUGCACUACCCCAGCCUACCCUACCAGUGCCUCUGAUGCCCCGUCACUCAUCCUUACCGUGCCACUACCCUCCCAGUGCCUCUAAAAUAGUGCCUCGGUUGACUUUAAGUCCAGUACCAUAAAAUAAGCGUCAGCAUAUAAGCCUGGCGUUCUCUGUCCAGCACCGACACACAUGUGUAAGCUACACCAGACGAGCGUUCAUCUGCCUUCCCUCCAGCCCACAGUUAUAUAGGCACACACUUGUGGAAGUUCUACCAGACGAACGUUCGCCCACCUUAUGCUCACAGUGGUGCACAAGACCCCACCAGCAGCGGCUCGCCCUCCAGUGCCUGAGUGAGGUAGUCGACACGAGUGUUAUCGUCCCCUCACUCUCUUGAAUAAUUAUUACCUACAUUAACAUAUCAUUAGAUUUAGCAAAAAACUAACCCAGAUUACUUUUUUUUUUACCAACAACUUAGUGAACGAUGCUUAACCGUGGCAGAACAAUAAUAGAACUGUUUUCAUAGUUUUACCAUAACACAUUACGGAUUAUUACGCCUCCGUAACCCAACAUAAAACUUAUUAAAGGUGUUUGUUGUUGAGACUAAGACCUUACCAGUAGACGUGUCUCGAGCAACAUCAACAACAACACUGGAUAAUAAGGACAACAGAUUCUUGGUUUUAUUUAACACUUUUGACCUUUUGAUUUAACCCGUAGAGUACAACCUGUUGACCCUAUUGAGUAAGAUGUCUUUAAUCCCUUGAGCACGAUGUUAUCUUGAUCAAGGAAAUAAGUCAUUGUAUUUCAGAGGUUAAUUCAUCAUAUUCCAAGGGUUAAGUCAUCAUAUUCCAAGGGUUAAGUCAUCAUAUU